This is a messenger RNA of Brassica napus (rape), 3087 nucleotides long. RefSeq lists its product as uncharacterized. NCBI's taxonomy places the organism in Eukaryota, Viridiplantae, Streptophyta, Magnoliopsida, Brassicales, Brassicaceae. The record is from RefSeq and is a predicted model, not a curated record. Bases 1 to 3087 code for a protein of 1028 amino acids. The transcript has 4 exons.
AUGGGAGAAGGCACACUGCAUACGGAAGAAGAACCAUACCAGGAAAACUAUCCGAAUGUUAUGGAAGGAGUAUUGGAGGAUGUGAUGGAAGCACCCAAUGAAGAGCAAUAUGGAGAUGGCGUGUUUCAAGCAUUCGAAGCCGCUAAUGAACCAUUAUACGAAGGAUGUGUAGAAGGUAUUUCUCAGUUAUACUUGGCGUCACGUUUAAUGAAAGUAAAAAUCGAUCAUAAUUUACCGGAGUCGUGUUUGGAUGAGAUAUCACAAACGUUUAGAGAUGUUCUGCCACAACCAAACAAAGCUCCUGAAUCAUAUUAUGAGAUGAAAAAGUUGACAAAGGCGCUUGGUCUUCCUGUUCUGAAGAUUGAUGUUUGUGAAGAUAACUGCAUGUUAUUUUGGAAGGAAGAUAAAGAUUUGGUGGUGUGUCGAUUUUGCGGGAAAGAUAGAUAUCACCAGAACCAUGGAAAGGGGAAAAAGCGGCCCAAACAAAGAAUGUUUUACAUGCCUAUUACGGAGAGGUUGAAGCGACUGUACCAACUUGAAGAAACUGCAGCACAAAUGCGAUGGCACGCAGAACAUGAGUCGCCCGAAGGAGAAAUGCAUCACCCUUCUGAUGGAGCAGCUUGGAAGCAUUUUAACAAGGUAUAUCCUGAUUUCACUGAAGAAAGUCGGAAUAUAUAUCUAGGCUUAGCAACAGAUGGAUUUAACCCAGUUGGUAUGAGUGGUGAAGCACAUUCGGUAUGGCCAGUAAUUGUUACUCCGUAUAACUUACCUCUUGGGAUGUGUAUGAAAAGAGAAUAUUUCUUUUUAUCCGUCCUAGUUCCCGGGCCAAGACAUCCAAAGAAGAGCAUUGAUAUAUAUCUGCAGCCGCUAAUUGAAGAAUUGCAAAGUUUAUGGAGUCACGGGGCAGAAACAUACGAUAUCUCGAGAAAGGAAACAUUCACGAUGCGAGCCGCAUUAAUGUGGACAAUUAAUGACUUUCCUGCUUAUGGCAUGAUGUCAGGUUGGAUGACUCAUGGUCGUUUAGCUUUUCCAUAUUGUCUCGAUGAUACAAAGUCAUUUUGGUUGAAACACGGAAGGAAGCAUAGCUGGUUUGAUUGUCAUCGAAUGUUUCUACCUAAAGAGCAUCCUUACAGGAGAAAUGUUCAAGCGUUUCGAAAGGGGAAGACAAUAAGUGAUGAUCCUCCACCAUGGUUGACGGGAGAAGAAAUUCGCUAUGAAAGAAUCAACAACAUCGUUGGGCUGAAGAAAACGGUUGAAUGUGGAGGUAACGGACACGAGAAACCUGGAAGUAACAUCGAAGGCUACGGAAAAGAUCAUAAUUGGGUGAAGAAGAGUAUCUUUUGGGAAUUACCGUAUUGGGAAAACCUUCUUCUUCGCCACAACGUUGACUUCAUGCACGUUGAGAAGAAUUUCUUUGAUAAUCUUAUCAACACGGUGCUUAAUGUUCCUGGGAAGACUAAAGAUAAUGCAAAGUCGAGGAUGGAUCUACCUGAUUUGUGCAGAAGGCAAGAGUUACAUAUCAAAGAUGAUGGAAAGAUGCCGGUCCCGAUAUUUCGGUUGUCAAAGGAAGAAAAAAAAGAAUUCUUGCGAUGGUUGAAGGAAGAUAUAAAAUUUCCAGAUGGGUAUGCUUCAAAGUUUAGUAGAUGUAUAGACGAGACGAAUUCGAAGCUUUCAGGCCUAAAAAGUCAUGAUUGCCAUGUCAUCAUGCAACGGCUUCUCCCAUUUGCGUUUAAGGAGUUACUUCCAAAAAAUGUCCGCAUCGCAAUUUCAGAAAUCGCACUCUUCUUUCGGGAUAUCUCUGCAAAAGUACUAAAAGAAGAAGAUGUCGCCAUUUUAAAAGAAAACAUUGCGGUGAAGCUUUGUAAUUUGGAAAAGAUUUUCCCACCUUCGUUUUUUGAUGUUAUGGAGCAUCUCGUUAUGCAUUUGCCAGAUGAAGCUGCUCUAGGUGGUCCAGUGCAAUAUAGAUGGAUGUAUCCUUUCGAGAGAUACAUGUACCAUCUGAAGAAAAAGGUUAGAAAUAAGGCACAUAUUGCAGGUUCCAUUAUUUCCCAAUGUCUUACCGAGGAGAUUUCUAGAGCUUCUGCACAUCACUUUGGAAAUCCAGAAGUGCCUGCUACCGUUUUGCAACCUGGAGAUAUUCGUUUUACAUAUCAUGAUCCAGAUGUGCCAAAUAUGUUUUACCAUGAAAGUCGAGUUAGUGAAAAAAUGGAGCAGAGGCAUCUAACCGAUGAUGACUAUAAUGUGUUACAAACGUUUUUGAUGCUCAUUUGUCCUGCAUUUGAGCCCUACGAAAGGAUGUUUGAGGAGUUUAUGAUGGACAACAACCCAAAUAUAUGUGGUGAUGAUCUACAAAUAGCAAAAGACAACCACUAUGCGGAAUGGGUGAAAAACUAUGUUAACGAAGCGAGUAAGAUAUAUCAGUUUCCAUUGUGGAUGUUGGAUUUCGUACAAGGCCCGAAACAAAAUUAUAAAGCCUGGCCGAUAUAUUUUUCGCGAGGAUACUGCUUCCACACACAUAGCCAUGGCCAAGAUAAAAGAACCCAACAUUAUGGUGUCCAAGUCCGGGGUACGACAGACACUGACUAUUACGGCUUGAUUGAGGAGAUAAUGAUGGUUGAGUAUUCUGGUUCUGUUGGGCUUAAAUCCAUGGUUUUUAAAUGUAAGUGGUUUGAUACAAUUGUGGGUCGGGGGAUUCGAAAACAUAAAUCGGGAAUCGUUGAUGUGUCUCCGCGCUGGCAGUACGAGAAAUACGAUCCAUUUAUCUUAUCUGGUAAUUGUGAUCAAGUUUGUUUCAUUCCUUAUCCGCGGGUUCGAGGCACAUCAGCAAACGAUUGGUGGGCAUGUACGAAAGUUGUGCCUAGAGGGGUUCGAGAAACAUCUGAAGAUGCUCUUACUGCGCUACAAGAUGAUACACACGACCAAGUUGUUGCACCAAGUGAAAUGUUACGAUUUGAAACUUAUGUUGUGGAAGAUGAUUCAGAUUAUGAUUCUACGCCGGUUGUUCCACCCAAUGACGAAUAUGUUUCUGAAGAUGAGUUAGAACCGGCAUGUACCGAUUCUGAUUCAGGGUCUGAUUCAAGUUCUUAG